AUGGCCGAUAACUUGCCACGCAUUCCACCGCCUCCGACUGUGGAGAAUGAGGAUCCUCAGGCGCGUCAGGAAGACGACAACGAACCGCCACCGUUAGGCCCGCCACCGGGUCCACCGCCUGCUAUCGCGGGACCUCUGCGAGAGAUUGAUGCCGAGGAGUUAGCCAAUUGGCCACGAAGGGCACCGCUGGCCUUUCCCAACCACGCCAUGGUUUGGCAUGCUGAUCGCAACGCAUUCCUACCUGAGCGGGCACGACCAGAGCAACAGGACAUUCUGGGCCAAUUCGACCUGGGACCUGGUGACCCACCAAACAUCGCCCAUCAAGCUGCAUUGGCCAGGAUAAUGGGUGCGCCCAUUCGGAUACCUCAAGUCGGCCUUGGGGCAUUCCUAGUUGAUCAAGCCGAGCCAGCGGCCAACGACCAAGACCCGAAUCUACCUGAUCGCGAAACAUUCUUCCGCGACUACCUCUCAGUUGGCACGACACACUAUCUCAACUUGGCGACUUAUACAUUAGGUGAAGCGCCCACAGACUGCUUUAUCUGCAAGAACGUCUUCGGUGUCAUCGAAAACGAAGGCGACACCCCCGAACUUGCCAUUCUCCUCCCAUGUGGUCAUGCAGCCGGCCAUAUAUGCCUUAAGCGAUGGUUCUGCGACGUACCGGCCGGCGAUGUGCGGCCCCGAAACUGCUGCCCCUAUUGUUCGACGAAGUUUUUUAAGGACGGCCCUUACCAGGCCGCGAUGAUGAAUCAAGACGGUUUCAUGGGAGUGUGGGACCAAGGAAUUCCCCCACCACCCCUCCCACCCGUUCCACCUUUCCGACUUCCACAGGACCCAGCCCUUCACGUAAACUGGCUACAUAACGGCCCCCUGCCUCCUCCGCCACUCGCACUUGCUGCGGCGGCCCAGAUUCCAGCGGGUGUCCGGCAGCUUUUGGAUGGCUUGCUGGCUGGCCAUCAGGCCUGGUUUGUUAUAGACGAUCUGCGGCAAGACAUUCAGUGGAUGGAACAACAGCGAGCUGCAUGGGUGCAUCAGCUGAAUAUCGAGCAAGACGACGCUUUGAAAGACAAUUGGCGGCAGCGGAUUUUGAACCUAGAGGCCUCCAUACAAGAACUCAGGCAGGAACUAAACGUAGCUGAACAAGCUAACCCGGCCCCGGGAGGCGCCCCAAACAACGCUCGACCUGCUAUCAUUCCACCCGCCGGCGGUGCCGAUCUGCAGCCUCCAGCUCAAGCCGAUGCUCCGCCUGCCCAGGCCGACCCAGCCGACGUCGAGCAUCCUCCAGAACUCGCCGAAGACUUUCCGGACGACGAUAUGCCAGACUUAGGUCCUGUGCUGCCUGCUGAAGCUGAUGCAGUGCCUCCUCCGGUGUUCCGCCAAGCUGCUUUCGUCCAUGUAAUACGACACGACGGCCGACUCCCAGCCUUCGAUCAAGCUCUACAGCCCGCCGAGGAAGACCACGUUUUGAUGGAUGUGGUGGAAGACAAUAUUAUGCACGGCAUGGACCACGGCUUCCGGGGCCAAGAUCUUCGUGAUCGUGGUGCCGAGAUUGUUCGUCAGCAUUUCCAGACACUCGCCCCUGCGAUACCUCCCCCAGAUGCGCGAGAGAUUGCGGAAGCUGUCGAAGCGGUCGCUAAUCGUCUCGAAAACGAAGAGUGGCCGAUCGCAGAGCCACCGAUCGCAGAGCCACCACAUCCAGAACCACUAUUCGCCGCGCGCCGAGCUGGAGAACCUCCAAGGAACAUUCCAGAUAUGGCCCGCUUCCGUAACGCUACUCUUGCCGCCGGCAUCACAGCAAGAGACAUAGCGCGGAUGCCGCUACCAGCUUUCCUGAAUCGGAUCAACGAAGAACGCGCUGUAGUGGAGGCACUCCGCGACAUGCUUAGCCUUGUCCUUGAGCGACAGCUUGCACUAGAGCCUGCACCAGAUCCUGUGCCAGAGCUUGCGCCAGACCCUGCGCCAGAACCUGUGCGAGAGCCAGAGGAUGUAGAAUCGCGCGUGCAGCAAGACGCACCCGAUACUGCGAUGCCGCCGCCGGGAUUUCUUGGGAGGGUUUUCGGAGGCUGGAUGACUUAG
Messenger RNA from Mytilinidion resinicola, 2073 nucleotides. RefSeq lists its product as uncharacterized. The coding region runs from base 1 to 2073 and encodes 690 amino acids. Lineage: Eukaryota; Fungi; Ascomycota; Dothideomycetes; Mytilinidiales; Mytilinidiaceae. The record is from RefSeq and is a predicted model, not a curated record. Gene Ontology annotation, biological process: actin filament polymerization. Gene Ontology annotation, molecular function: microtubule binding; actin binding. Gene Ontology annotation, cellular component: actin filament; cytoplasm. The transcript has a single exon.